Messenger RNA from Scheffersomyces stipitis CBS 6054, 721 nucleotides. It is a transcript of the gene MRP12, whose product is annotated as mitochondrial 37S ribosomal protein uS12m. Bases 16 to 549 code for a protein of 177 amino acids. The record is from RefSeq and is a predicted model, not a curated record. The transcript has a single exon. Gene Ontology annotation, cellular component: ribosome; small ribosomal subunit. Gene Ontology annotation, biological process: translation. Gene Ontology annotation, molecular function: structural constituent of ribosome. Lineage: Eukaryota; Fungi; Ascomycota; Pichiomycetes; Serinales; Debaryomycetaceae.
GAAAUUCGCUUUAGAAUGCUUAGAUCCUUGUUCAGCCCCAUGAGGUUGUCUUCCAUGUUGAAGCCAGUGACCAAAAAUGUGCUGCCUGUGACAAACUAUAUGACUUCCAUUCGUUCCAAUAUUCCUAUAGCUUCUCAGCUUGGCAAUGUAUUCAGUCAUCAGAAAAGGUACGCUACACUCAACCAAGUUAAGUAUGGAAAACAGGGCUUUCCAAACAAGCCUUAUGUGAGUAAGGCUCCAGAUUUGGAGACUGCUCCAUUUAGAAAAGGUGUCGUUUUGCGUGUGAUGAUUCUCAAGCCUAAGAAGCCUAACUCGGCAUUGAGAAAGUGUUGUAGAGUAAGAUUGACUAAUGGGAAUGUAAUUUCAGCUUUGAUUCCAGGAGAGGGCCACAACUUGCAAGAGCAUCACAUUGUUUUGGUUCGUGGUGGAAGAGUACAAGAUAUUCCUGGUGUCAAGUACCAUUUGGUGAGAGGUGCCUAUGAUUUGGCAGGCGUAGCCAAUAGGGCCACUUCUAGAUCAAAGUACGGUGUCAAGAAGCCAAAGCAGUAAAAGUAAUGUAAAUUAUUUUAAAGACAGCAUCAAGCUAUAUGAGGCUACUAAUGCUUGAGGGUCAAUACCUAUAAGCAAUACUAUAUAAUCAUUGACACCUUCUAAACUUCAUAGAAUCAAGAUUCAUACUCCUUUGUACAUAGACGAACUCAUGAAUAUACUAUCUAAUGUU